AUGUACCAGAAGCUCAAACCACCUGAAAAGGCCGAGAAAAACAAUGAAAAGAAAGAAGACAGAGGAGAUGUCAAGCUAGAGAACAACAUGACCAUCAGAAGGAGCAACUGCUUGCAAGGCAUGAGUGCUAGAGAAGCAGCCCUGAAACUUCAUAUCACUCCAUGUACAGCACAAAAGAUGGAUAGCGAACGAUCAGCGGAGAUCCUCAAACGUAUACUGCAAGAAAAGAGGGGUAGUGGAAGACCAGUCGGUAGGCCAGCAAUUAUGGAUGAUCGUCAUAAAACCACAUUUGGUCGACUUCAUCGACGAAGAGCCUGCAUUAGUGUUGGAUCAGAUGAUGAAUGGCCUGACAGCCGAGUUCAUUGA
Mycotypha africana is the source of this 366-nucleotide messenger RNA. RefSeq lists its product as uncharacterized. The record is from RefSeq and is a predicted model, not a curated record. The transcript has 2 exons. Lineage: Eukaryota; Fungi; Mucoromycota; Mucoromycetes; Mucorales; Mycotyphaceae. The coding region runs from base 1 to 366 and encodes 121 amino acids.